UGUAACCAAAUUCAGAUAAAGAAGAAGAAGUUAUGUGGGCGGGACGACCAAAAAUGAAAACAUCAGAGAACUCAAAAACAUGCUCUAAAAUGCUGAAAUUGCAUUCUCUAAAUAAUUUCAGAUGACAUUUAGGCAUAUAAUAGAAAGGCAAAGAUGAGUUCGUUUGCAGGUCGAAUGAAAGAAUAUUCGAAAAUUUCUUUGGAUAGGUUUGAUCGGGAGAAUAUACAUGCCCGGGCAUAUUUCCUCUCCCACUGCCAUAAAGAUCAUAUGAAAGGACUCAAAGGACCACUGCUCAAGAGAAAGCUACAGUCUAGUCGCACAGUCCGGCUGUACUGCUCAUUUGUGACCAAGGAACUUUUAUUGAGCAAUCCAAAAUAUUCAUUUUGGGAGGACUAUAUUGUACCUUUGGAGUUGGAAAGUCCAACUCAAAUUUCCUUAGUGGAUGAAGCAUCAGGGGAGAAAGAAGACAUUGUGGUAACAUUGCUUCCUGCUGGUCACUGUCCUGGCUCUGUCAUGUUCCUUUUUGAAGGUUGCCAAGGAAAUGUAUUAUACACAGGGGACUUCAGGUUAGCAAUAGGAGAUGCUUCAAGGAUUGAAUAUUUGCAUUCUGGCAGUAGGGUCAAAGAGAUCCAGAGUGUAUAUGUGGAUUCUACUUUUUAUGACCCACGAUACUAUCAAAUCCCAUCACGGGAUGUCUGCCUGAAUGGUAUUUUAGAGCUGGUUGGAAACUGGAUCAGUCAAAGUCCAUAUCAUGUUGUGUGGCUUAACUGUAAAGCUGCUUAUGGAUAUGAAUAUCUAUUCACCAACUUGGGGGAGGAGUUCAAAACCCAGAUCCAUAUCAACAAUUUAGCAAUGUUUAAAAAAAUGCCUGAAAUACUCAACUAUGUGACCACUGACACCAAGACUCAAAUCCAUGCCUGUCGACACCCAAAGGAUGAGGAGUUUUUUCAAGGGAACCGCUUGCCCUGUGGAUGCACAGCUGCUGAUGGAACUCCCCUCCAGAUCAUAAGCAUCAAACCGUCAACCAUUUGGUUUGGAGAAAGGAGCAAAAAAACAAAUGUUAUAAUAAAAACGGGAGCUAGUUCUUUCAGAGCCUGUUUCAGUUUCCAUUCUUCAUAUUCUGAGAUUAAGGAAUUCUUACUGUAUCUCAAACCAAUCAAUAUCUAUCCUAAUGUCAUUCCUAUUGGCAAGACACUGACUGAGGUCACCCACUUGUUGAAUCAAAUGUGCCGACAGCAGUCGAAUCCUGAGGCAUUUAUAUACAAGCCUUUGGGUGUUCUCAAACGCACUAGAAUGGAACAGGCUUUCUGUGAUUCAGACAAUGAUGAUGGCUUGUUUGAUGGACUAGACCUGGCUCCAGUGAGAAAGAAAACACCCAUGCAGCCAGAAAUAUUCCAUGAUAAAAACUCUGUAAUACAACAAACUGAGAACACUUAUGAGUCUGUUACUGAAGACAAGUUGCUGUCACAUAACUACCUUGAUUGCACUGAGUCCAAUAGUGAAGAAGAGGGUGAUGAGGAAGAAGAGGAGGACGUAGGAAAGGGCGACAUGUCCCUUGUAAUGGAGGAAGUCAAAUUAGAGGAGAAAAAGGACCAAAUAUCUUCACAUGAUCCUCCAAAAUGGGAGGACUUUUAUACCUCAAGUUUGCUGACUGACAGCCAGUUAAGCCAGUCACAGUCUGGCUGCUCAUCUUCCACUCGAUUGUCAGAUUCACAAACACCUGAAUUGUUCAGUGACGAAACUGAUGAAGAACAAACGUCAGACUCCAGUGAAAGCCAAGAGAGUCUAUCAGCAUCUAUGUCCAAUCACUCAUCACAGAACCAGAAUUCAACUGUAUCUGACACAGUAAUUCUGCAGCCAGGCCAAAGUCACCUCAUAUUCACAGAGACUGAGACUGAGAUCCACCGGGACUCGAUGGACCUUCCAGACUCACAAACCUCAUCAGACUUCGACAUUCCUUGCACACCGGAUUCCAAGAUACCAGGGUCUCAAGAGCUGCGAGAGCUGUACAGGAAGCUAGCCUCCGGAGAAGAUGUGUUACGUCAGAAAUGAACUCACAAUACAAACCAAAGCAUGCAGUUUUAUACUCAGCCACAUACAUUCUUUAUGGUCUAUAUUUUGGCUACAAUAUGUUUAUCAUUAAUACUGUAUAAAUUCAAGAACAUUUUCACUGUGUUAGAACUGCUAUUUGCAGUGGUCUUUGUUGGAGAGAGUGACACAUCCUCAAAAAACAAAACAAAAAGUUUUACACAUGCAUCAUUCCAUUCCGUUCCAUUUUAAAGCAUGCCUUCAUUUAAACUGUUCAGACCUUGGUGUAUAAAGAAACUAUGCAUUUUAUGUUCUACUA
Boleophthalmus pectinirostris (great blue-spotted mudskipper) is the source of this 2347-nucleotide messenger RNA. RefSeq names its product DNA cross-link repair 1C, PSO2 homolog (S. cerevisiae) (gene dclre1c). The record is from RefSeq and is a predicted model, not a curated record. NCBI's taxonomy places the organism in Eukaryota, Metazoa, Chordata, Actinopteri, Gobiiformes, Gobiidae. Gene Ontology annotation, molecular function: damaged DNA binding; 5'-3' DNA exonuclease activity. Bases 154 to 2052 code for a protein of 632 amino acids. The transcript is spliced from 15 exons. Gene Ontology annotation, biological process: double-strand break repair via nonhomologous end joining; protection from non-homologous end joining at telomere; interstrand cross-link repair.